Molecule: messenger RNA, 1496 nt
Organism: Amblyraja radiata (thorny skate)
Lineage: Eukaryota; Metazoa; Chordata; Chondrichthyes; Rajiformes; Rajidae
Gene: csrp3
Product: cysteine and glycine-rich protein 3 (cardiac LIM protein)
Exons: 6
Coding region: 130-708 (192 amino acids)
Biological process (GO): muscle tissue development; cardiac muscle contraction; sarcomere organization
Cellular component (GO): Z disc; cytoplasm; nucleus
Molecular function (GO): actinin binding; structural constituent of muscle
Source: RefSeq, a predicted model, not a curated record
CGAAGAUAUUUAAAGUGGGACCCUGUCGCAUAUGUGGGAAAACGCCAGACGAUACAAUUACUCCAGCAAUACUCACAGGGACUAGAUCCUGUUCCGUGUCCGUUUGUCCUUGAGAUCCUUACUGGUGCAAUGCCGCAGUGGGGUGGUGGAGCCAAGUGCGCUGCCUGUGACAAGACAGUCUACCACGCAGAGGAGAUACAAUGCAACAGCAGGAGCUUCCACAAGACCUGCUUCCUUUGCAUGACCUGCAGGAAAGCCCUCGAUAGCACGACCGUUGCUGCCCAUGAAGCAGAGAUCUACUGCAAGUCUUGCUACGGCAAGAAGUACGGUCCCAAGGGCUACGGCUACGGCCAAGGUGCUGGAACGCUGAGUUCGGAGGCCAGCGAGGAUCAGUCCACCCAGCACCUGGAGGUUAAACCUCGGCAGUCACCAAACCCCAGCUCCUCCAAACAUGCCCAGAAGUUCGGUGGUGCAGAUAAGUGUCCGCGAUGCAGUCAGUCAGUGUACGCAGCUGAGAAGGUGAUCGGAGGAGGGAAGGCCUGGCACAAAACCUGCUUCCGCUGUGCGCUCUGCGGCAAGAGUCUGGAAUCAACCACCGUGACAGACAAAGACGGAGAGAUCUACUGCAAGGCUUGUUACGCAAGGAACUUUGGACCGAAAGGGAUUGGCCAUGGACAGUCUGGUGGAGCAUUACCCAGCGCAGAUUAAAAACCCUCCACCCACAGUGGAUGUCCUACCAUCCUUUGGUGUACACCCAGUUCCAUCACCUCGAACUGAUCACCUAGAGCUGCCCCCUCAACAGAUACUGUUCAUUGUUAUGUGUAGGAAGGAACUGCAGAUGCUGGUUUAAACUGAAGAUAGACACAAAAACUCAGCAGAACGGGUAACAUCUCUGGAGAGAAGGAAUGGGUGAUGUUUCGGGUCGAGACCCUUCUUCGGACUCUGUGACGUUUCGGGUUGCCACGUUGUCAUCUUCCCCUCGGCUAUGAAUGAACCGUUCUACAUCCCCUUAUCAUCUGCUUUGAUCUGUCAUUUUCACUUUGCCCUUCCAUAUCUCUAGGCUCCCUCUCCCCUGACUCUCACUGUUAAGGAUCAAGACCUGAAACGUCAGCCAUUCCUUCUCUCCAGAGGUGCUGCCUGUCCCGCCGAGUUACUCCAGCUUUGUGUCUAUAUACGGGUUCAUUGAAAUGCUGGAUAGACAUGUUUAAUGUGCAUCUAUUUCAAAACCAUCUUCAUCAGAUGAAUUUGUUAUUAAGAUCUUCAACUCUUUGAUUUAAGAAAUGCUGUAAACAACUCAUUCCAGGCUAUUUUUAAAGGCACUAUUGGAACUCAAUGAUAGAUUAUUCACGGGUUUAUUUUGACACUGAAUGGAAUUGAGUACUGUAUGAUGGAAUGCCGUAUCAAGUUUCAUUCUUUUACCAGUGACAGCUUACAAAUGUACCUAUUCAUCAAUGCUCUGUGACUUUAAAUAAAGAGUUAUUGGCACCUGAAUGAAA